This is a messenger RNA of Zeugodacus cucurbitae (melon fly), 702 nucleotides long. RefSeq names its product forkhead box protein A2-B-like. Bases 1 to 702 code for a protein of 233 amino acids. Gene Ontology annotation, molecular function: RNA polymerase II cis-regulatory region sequence-specific DNA binding; DNA-binding transcription factor activity, RNA polymerase II-specific. Lineage: Eukaryota; Metazoa; Arthropoda; Insecta; Diptera; Tephritidae. The transcript has a single exon. The record is from RefSeq and is a predicted model, not a curated record. Gene Ontology annotation, biological process: anatomical structure morphogenesis; regulation of transcription by RNA polymerase II; cell differentiation.
AUGUCACCAAUAUUCGAGUCGAACUUUUCCAUAAGCAGCAUACUCUCGAACGAUGAAGACAACAAGCCAAUCGACAUAAGACCGAAUUACACCUACUCCGCGUUGGUGACGAUGGCCAUACGAAGCAGCCCGGAGCAGAAACUAACAUUGAGUAGCAUCCAACAGUGGAUCAUGGACAAUUUUCCGUACUAUCGAAAAGAUCAACGCGGCUGGCAGUGCCAGAUUCGUCAUACGCUCACUACAAAUUCCUGUUUCAUGAAGAUACCACGUCCACCAAGCGAUCCGGGACGCGGAAAUUACUGGACCGUGAACCCAGAAGUUGAGUCUAUCAAGAAGAGUGCGUCACCUGGACAAGCGCAAGUCGUCACAAACGCAUUUGAAUCGAAAUAUAACGUUAAUCAAGCAAUGGCACAGGGAGUACCACAUCCACAAAUGUCAACGGCUAGAUAUUUUCCAACUCCACAAGAAAUUGAGCGGACGCAACAAAUGAUGAUGGAACAUGCGCUGCUAGAACAGCACGCAUGGUUCUUGCAUCACCAGCAACAAACGAAACUGUUGCAACAACAAUUGGUCACUCUACAACAACAGCAAUAUCAGCAACAGUGUGAAGAGAUCUAUAGGAAGAUAACUUUCCAUCAACAACAGUGCGCUUUUUUGUCUGCCACACAUUACCCCAUGUCUGAACCGAAUUCGUUUCAAUGA